AUGACCUACACACCACCCUCCUCCGCGCGCCCCUUCACCCUUCACAUUCCCGACCAGGAGCUUUCGGAAUGGCGCCAGUUGCUCGAAUUGUCCAAGCUUGGGCCCAAGACGUACGAAAACCAGCAGGAGAAGGAGGACUUCGGUGUCACAUACAAAUGGCUUUCCGCUGCGAAGGACCACUGGCUAAACACCUACUCCUGGCGCGCCCAAGAAUCACACAUCAAUUCAUUUCCCAAUUACAAGAUGACCAUUGGUGAGAUCACCGUCCAUUUCGUGGCCUUGUUUUCGCAACGGAGAGAUGCUAUUCCGAUAUUGUUUAUGCACGGCUGGCCCGGCAGCUUCAUCGAGUUCCUCCCGAUGCUGGAGCUGCUACAGAAGAGGUAUGAAGGCAAGGAAAGCCCGUAUCACAUCGUUGUUCCGAGUUUACCCGGAUAUACUCUUUCUUCUGGUGGGCCGUUGGAGAGGGACUGGACGAUGAAAGAUUCCGCAGAGGUCAUGGAGAAGUUGAUGCGGAAUCUCGGAUUUGACAAGUAUUUUGUGCAGGGAGGGGAUGUGGGAAGUAUGCUGUGUAGGCUCAUGGCGCCCUCGUAUGAAAGUGUUGUUGGUGUGCACUUGAAUAUGUACAGCACACAAACAGAGCCACAGCGCGAGAAGCUGAGCGCUCUCGAGACAAAGGCUUUAAAUAGAGCGCUCGAAUGGCGCAACAUUGGGAUGGCGUACGCGCAAGAGCAUGGCACUCGCCCAAGUACUAUUGGCCACGUCCUCUCCUCCAAUCCUCUCGCCCUACUAGCCUGGAUUGGCGAGAAGUUUCUCGAAUGGACGGACGAAACCCCCCCUCUCGACACCAUCCUCACAAACGUGUCUUUGUACUACUUCACCGGCUCCUUCCCGCGCAGCAUCUACCCCUACCGAUCUAUCUUUCGCGGGAACCGAGUAGAAUUCCCACCAUUGACGAAGCCUACGGGGUACUCAUUCUUCCCCAUGGAACUGUUUCCAGGUAUAAAGCACAUCAUUGAAAGCGAGACAAACUUGGUGAGUUACAGCGUGCACGAGCAUGGUGGGCAUUUUGGGGCGUUGGAGAAGCCUGAGGAUCUGUGGGCGGACGUGGAGGAAUUUGUUGGCAAGGUAACACAAGGACAGAAUAAGGUGUGA
Didymosphaeria variabile is the source of this 1152-nucleotide messenger RNA. RefSeq lists its product as uncharacterized. Lineage: Eukaryota; Fungi; Ascomycota; Dothideomycetes; Pleosporales; Didymosphaeriaceae. The record is from RefSeq and is a predicted model, not a curated record. Gene Ontology annotation, molecular function: epoxide hydrolase activity. Gene Ontology annotation, biological process: epoxide metabolic process. The transcript is spliced from 3 exons. The coding region runs from base 1 to 1152 and encodes 383 amino acids.